AUGGACGUUAUGAAAAGCCGACUCGUACUACUUCUGAUGUGCAUCAGUAUCUAUGCCGUUCCGCUUGCGACUGCUGAGGAGCACGUUUGGACAUUUGACGAUGAUGCUGUCGAUUGGACACCGGCGAAUGGCAGCUGGCAAGUAGAAGAAGGCAUCUAUAAACAAACGAUGCGCUGGGGUGAAGCACAAAAGGCGUUGGUUGACGGGGCAGAAUGGACAGACCACACGUUGGAAGCAAGGGUCCGUGUUGAUGACGGACACUGGGGUGGUAUCGUUUUCCGGGCACAAAAUGAAUUUGAGUACUAUGUGUACCUCAUCUGCCCGAAAGAGAACAAGUCUGAGUUGUGGCGGCACCGGCACAGCACUGUUUUUAAAGAUGGGUUUGAAGCACGCGAUGAAAUUGAACACGAUAUUGAACCUAUCGGGCUUACGAUUACGCGCAACGAGUGGUUCACACUCCGCGUCGUCGUUGAAGGCAGUCGCAUCGCAGUUGCUAUUAACGAUAUAGAACAGGGUGUCUUUAUUGAUGACGCGUAUCCCGUUGGGAAAGUUGGGGUCUGGACGUGGGAUACACAAGCCAGUUUUGAUGAUGUUAGUGUGAACGGCUUCGCUACGGCCUCUCUUACUGCAAUUGAACCCAGAGGAAAAUUGGCGGUGUCAUGGGCAGCCUUGAAAAGACAAUAA
Molecule: messenger RNA, 684 nt
Organism: Geodia barretti
Lineage: Eukaryota; Metazoa; Porifera; Demospongiae; Tetractinellida; Geodiidae
Source: the annotation of a GenBank genome assembly